UGAAGGAAUUAAAUACGGAAUAUAUGUAUAUUUUUCUAUGGGAUACUUAAUUUUUACCCUCUAUUGAGCAAUCAACAAAUCCCUCCCAUUUUAGUCUAGGAAUAAACCCCUUUUGUCCUUGUGUACUAGCUGUUUUCAUCUCAAUUCCAUCAUUUACAUUUUUUCUUGCUUAUUUUAAACAUUGCAACAAUACCCUACUCUAGGGCACAAUUUGAAUUUCCCAUCAUUUUUUAUGGAUCAUAUAGGGUUUUGUGAAGGCAAUGGCAGUUUUCCUACCACUAAAAAGUUCCUUUAGUAACAUUAACAUGACAGACUAGUUUAUUAUUCUUGCAUCACUUCCUGGUCAACACAUGUUUCAUUAAAGGUGAUGGCUAACUUGAGAGAAAACAUUCAUCACCACUGCGAAUCGCGUGGCCGGAAUACCCUGGGAAGUGGUCUUAGUGGCUCGGUUAUCCUUUUUUUCAUAGGGGAAAUGCCAGCCUCAGAAUAUAUGAUCACAAACACACAAGACGGUGAUAUACAGUGAAGGUUUAUAGGUACCUAAUUGAAGAAGGUGGAUUUGUUUGGUUAAGUUGUAGUUUUUAGUAUUUUUUCUCUUUCCUCAAGGAUGAAUUUGUUUACAUUUUUUUAAUAUCGGUUUAUAAUUGGUAAAGAUGUCUCUGGAAUUUAAAUCUGACUGUAGUAACUUUGUAAUGUCCCUAACCCGGUUUUCAUAGCCUAGUUUGCCUGGGAAAAGCAGAUCUCUUUUCAGCACCGAUCAGCCAAAUUCAUACACGCACCCCUCAACGUAGGAUGCAUUUCUCUCUCAAUACAGGAGCUCCACACAAAUGAUCACACUCACUUCGCGUCCAAGCUCUGUGGAUUCAGCACAUGUCCUUCGCAAAACCACGAGUUAGCGGAUCAUGGUGGCCCCUUUGUUUGAGGUAAGGCUCAUUUCCUGGACUCGGCUUCAAGAAAACUCCAGAACGGUAGCCUGCGGCGCCGGCCACAGAAGCAACAGCCAAAGGACGCCUCGGGACAACUUCCUGCCCAGGCCGUGGACUUCCUCCAGUGCCCAGACAGCCUUUCUUGUUGUGACUCCAAUCGUCACCCACGCUCCCCCAGCUCCAUGAAUGGCCUCCUCAGAACCUUCAAGGUGAGUCUCGCUGAGAGGAUACCACACCCUGCCGGCAUGGUAUCGGAUCAGCAGGGCGUGGGUCUCCCGGAUGCCAUGUGCUUCCAGGCCAGCCAGCAGGGCCUCUCCAUAGCCCAGGGCGGGCCUCCGAGCACAGACGCGAACCCCACCAGCCAACGGGUGCGAGCCGGGUCGCGCGGGGAGGCCGUGUCGAGUGUCAUCGUCCGCAAUUGCGCGUUUUCGGCACCCCAAGCGGCCCCGCAGCUGGACCUCUCCCAGUCAGUCAUUCACGGGUCGCCCCGCGCCUAUCCCGACGAGGCCUCUCAACAACCGGCCGGGCCGCGACGGACCCCCGCGAAACUCAAGCACUCUAACGGCCUGCCCUCCGCCCCGGAGGCGCUGCUUCAGUUCGGCCGCGGCCCGCAAUGGAGCUCCGGUGCCAACGGCGGUCCGCCGUACGGGCUCAGCCAGGCCGAGAGGAGUCUGUCGCAGGCUCGGGCGCAGGACGGGAGCGGCUUCUACACGGAGUUUAUGGCCAGACACGCCUUCCCCACGCCGCAGGAGCAGAGCCCCGCUCAGCUGAACGGUAACCACCCCAGGAACGGCCACCUCGGCCCAGCGAGGAGCGGAGCCCACGCGUCAGGCGGGGUCAUCCAGUCCCCCGAGCACGGCCCUGCUGCCGAUGGCCGGCAAGCGUAUUUUCCCAAGCGGUCCAACGGAUAUUUAAACGGUCAGCUCAACGGGAACUACGGUGGCGGCGGCGCGCGUGAUGCAGGCAGCCUCAACGGGUCCUUUGUGCUGAAUAUUGCAGAAGGCCAGAUGAGUGAAGAGCGGCUCAUGGGACCCGUCAGCCUGCAUCACCCUGGGCGACCGUUGGCCCACAGACAACCGGCACAACCCGGAGGAGAUCUGCUGUGGGCCGGGGCCCCGAGCUUUCAUCCCUGGCCCGGCAAGAUGAAAAUGGAGGGGCCGUCUUAUCUCUGCAGUGUUGGUGAAAUGAUGCAAAGCAAGAUGGAGCCUGUGAGAUUUCACCAGACCUUGAAGGAUGACCUGAACACAUUGCACAAAGCUAAUGGUAUUCACCUGAGUGCUGGGGCAGUAGACGACCACAUGGAGGAUGCUUUGCACAAUGCAAUGGGCCAGUGGCACAAAUUUACAGCUAAUGUAGGCCUAGAUGGUGUACGGAAAGCCCCCAAAGCCAAAAAGAGGAAGAUCUUUAGAUGACAGGAACCUAUCGAGGGAUUUUAUUUAUUUAUUUAUUUUUGAUUCUCUUCAAAUGGAUGGAAAGCUCCCCAAUUGUAUUUUGUAUUUAAUAUGAGAAAAAUGUCUGACUUCUGUGAAGCCACGACAGUUUGUGGAAGUUUACAUAUUUGGCACUAUCCGGGGGACAAAACAACAUAAUUGUGUGAACUUGGUUGUUCUUGUGAGAAUCGUCAAAUUUGAACUACUGAAUACCUAGUUUCUUAGAUCAUGAAGAUGGUAUUCAUAUCAAAUGGUUAGAGGGGCUGUAGGUAAGAUUUGGUUUCCAUUACUUUGUCAUUGUACACACAAAUGCCAGAUCAAUACAUGUUAUAUAGCAAGAAUAACAUGCCUCUAAAGCUUUGAAAUAUUAAAUGAUAUUCAAAAAACAUGUGUUGCUUUGUUUACUAAAUUGCCACAUCCCUAUAGCUUGCAUUAAAAUGUGUUCCUAAAGCGGUUCAAACUAUCCUUUAGUUGACUAAGAUAAAUCUAAAGUUCUCAAGGUUUCCUCCAUCACAUCAAUCUAGUGAAAUUUGAUUGAGUAAAUGUGUUAAAAGCAACAUUAGAUCACCUUUGUUAAAGCACAGAUUUAGUCAACCGUGCUAUUCCUUCAGUAUUUACAUUCUGCCUAAAAUCUAAACCAACCAGUUGGACUGUUUCUCAAUUAACCUGAAUGUCCUCAAAAACAGACUAUUAUAUUGCUUCACAGAUUAUUUUUGAACAGGCUAUCACGCAAUUUCAAACACUGAAUGGUGUCCCAAUUUCUCCACUGCAAAGUUAUUAUUAACUUUUCAUAAACUUCCCAUUAUCCAUGUUCCUCGUGUGCUGCUUUAAUUCCUUAUUCAUAAACUAUAUUAAUGUGUAUGCGUUCUACUAAACUAUAAAAAGUAAAGACAAAACCAAAGUAGAAUUGUGAAGCGUGAACCAUUUUCUAACAGCUGGUACAUGAUUGUCUGCACCUUGUAGCAUUGUACUAACUUUAAUAGGUGUCAUAUGAAUCAUACGAUGCAUUUUUUGUCAAAGACCAUGCCUCAUAAUAUUACUAAGGGUUUGUUUUCGGUCUCCAAAUUCAGUUUUUGCCAAUAUCCCAUCCACUAGCAUAACAACUUUCUGCAUAUGUUCAUAUGUCCUCUUGCAUAAAAUGUUUGUCGAUUUUCUAAACCCUAUGCAGAGGUUCCUUCUGGUGUUUAUCAAUAUAUUUGGGAAACACUGAUUUCCAAAGCUGUAUUAUCUAUAAAGAGUGGUUACAUAUCAAAUCCCUGUAAAUUAGAUUUUCUUUUAUCAGCCAUACAGCCUGGGACUUGGCCCUAACACUAUUAUUGCUGUGCGAUCUCAAAUCAUAUACUGUUCUUGUGAUUCUUUAUUAAACUAAUUUCAGGAUGUCCUUUUAUUGUAAUAUUUACAGUAUUCAGAAAGCUGUAAUCAUAUAAUUAUACCAUACCCUUAAUUAUGUAUUUCAAUUCCCCCCCCCCACACACACUUGCAUAUAUCAGAGCUGGAUGGUCAUGACAGAGAAGCAUUUUAAUAUCACGUAAGAAAAUCCUCAUCUUGUAACCAACCACAUGAAGAUAAUUCUAGAUAUCUAAUUAACCUGGCUUAUAGCCAAUGUAUCCUAAUGGAAAAAAAGGUAAUACUUGAAGAUCAUGAAUAUAUUGAAAUACUUGAAUAUGACGAUACGAUAAUUGAAGUGCAUGUAAAUGAUCUCACUGAUUUAAUGAGUUUUACUGUAAAUAUUCUAAGUGAUUGUAUGCAUAUUACAAUUUUAGUUUUGUCUUAUUUUGAAAUGAAUGUUAUACUAAUUAAGGAAAGGAAAGGAAAUCUACCCCAUGUCGAAGAUGGUGCUCUAUAUUUAAAAUGUAAAUUGUAUAUAAUGUAAUGUAAUGUUAUUUGUAAAUGCCCAUAAUGUUCUACCCAUUUAUGAAAUGUUCUUAAUCAAAUCCUAUGGCAUUUCACCAUCUUAUACAAUUUUAAAUAAUGUUCGACUGCAACAGGAAAUGUCUAUUAAACCUAUAUUUUGUUACAUAAAUCUUCCAGUUACAUUUAUUCCAAAGUUUUUAUGAAGAAAGAAAAUAUUGUCUUUACUUUAUAUUAAAUGGUUGUAUCAACUGAAUCUUUUGUCAUAAGUAAAUCACAAAAAUAAUGAUUGAGUAAUUGUAAUCUCCUUAUUAAAUCCCGAAAUCGGAUGGAAUAACAGCACAGUAAAAUAACGAAGCCUGUAGUUGGGUAUCCUGCUACCCCCUUAGAGUUAACACAUGCUGCCUCAUGCAAACUGAAACUGCUCAUGUUUUUCAAGUAUUACCUCAGCAGAAAACAAUUCAUCAAUUUAAAGAAUAUUAAUUUGGAAAGCAUAUUAAGGGGCUGGAUUCCCAACAGAGACAUCUCUUUUGUAAUAAUAUAAUCAUAGCAAGACACUUUUGCUAUUUAUAUUGUGAGAUCGUAUUCUGAAAUCAUUGUAGGCCGCGG
Gadus chalcogrammus (walleye pollock) is the source of this 4816-nucleotide messenger RNA. Its product is annotated as methyl-CpG-binding domain protein 5-like. The record is from RefSeq and is a predicted model, not a curated record. Bases 1109 to 2338 code for a protein of 409 amino acids. Gene Ontology annotation, cellular component: chromocenter; nucleus. NCBI's taxonomy places the organism in Eukaryota, Metazoa, Chordata, Actinopteri, Gadiformes, Gadidae. The transcript has 6 exons. Gene Ontology annotation, molecular function: DNA binding; chromatin binding.